This is a messenger RNA of Acipenser ruthenus (sterlet), 1573 nucleotides long. RefSeq names its product claudin-18-like. Bases 75 to 830 code for a protein of 251 amino acids. Gene Ontology annotation, biological process: cell adhesion; bicellular tight junction assembly. Gene Ontology annotation, molecular function: structural molecule activity. The transcript has 5 exons. The record is from RefSeq and is a predicted model, not a curated record. NCBI's taxonomy places the organism in Eukaryota, Metazoa, Chordata, Actinopteri, Acipenseriformes, Acipenseridae. Gene Ontology annotation, cellular component: bicellular tight junction; plasma membrane.
UUUUAUACCAUUUGGCUCAAAGCUUAGCUUUGCUCACUUGUAUUUGCUGUUGCAUACAGUACUGCAAUCGUAUAAUGGCGGCCACCAUGUGUCAAGUGAUGGGAUUCAUCCUGGGCCUUCUGGGGAUUGCGGGUGUCAUCGCUUCCACAGUGAUGGACCAGUGGAGCACCCAGGACCUGUACGAUAACCCAGUAACAUCUGUCUACAACUACAGGGGUCUCUGGCGGUCCUGCGUCCGACAGAGCUCUGGCUUUACAGAGUGCCGACCUUACUUUACCAUUCUCGGACUGCCAGGUAGCUUCCAGGCAGUGAGAGCCCUGAUGAUUGUGGGGAUCGUGCUGGGGGUUAUUGGCGCACUGAUUUCCAUAUUUGCACUCAAGUGUAUCCGAAUGGGCAACAUGGAGGACGCAAUGAAGGCUAACAUGACCCUAACAUCUGGGAUCUUGUUCGUUGUGGGAGGUGUUUGUGGCAUUGCUGGCGUGUCCGUCUUCGCAAACCUGAUUGUGACCAACUUCAUGUUCACGACUACAACUGCUACCAUGCAAGGGUCUCUCCAGCCAAGGUACACCUUUGGCUCCGCCCUCUUCAUGGGCUGGGUGGGAGGAGCAGUGCUGGUAGUGGGUGGGAUCAUGAUGUGUGUGGCCUGCAAAGGAAUGGCACCUGAGAAGACUCACUACAACGCAGUAGCCUACAAAGCGUCUAGACCCAACACCAUCUACAAGUCUGGAGAUGAGAGGUCCAGGCGGGGAUUUGAUGAUGACUACAAGAAAAGCACAACUCGCAGCGACGAUGGCAGGCAAACACAGCCUUCUAGAUUUGACUACGUGUAACACCGGUCUGCAACUAGGGAGGCUAUCACUGAAAUACAAACCGCAAACUGUCAUAGAACAGGGGAUCAAAGAUGGGUCUAUGCAGCUUUCAUUGACAACCAGUUUAGCCAGGUUAUAACAGAUUAGGAAUUUGACAAACAUCAUAGGAUUACGUCCAGGUCAUAAAUUAUAGUAAAAUGCAUAUUAAAGUGAAUUCUCAGGACAUUGGUAAUCCUUAUUAUUAAAUGUAUUUGUUGAAUAUUUGUGAGCCUGUUUGCAAACAUUAUGCUUUGAUUAAGGAUUGCCCCAGUGGCUCUAAUUUUCUACUCCCCUUUAUGGUGUAAUAAAUUACCUUUGAGUAGAACCAGCAGAUUUAUAGUACCACAUUAUGUAUUGAAUGCACAGAGUCCAGGUGCAUAAUUAGCAGGCUCCUUUCAUUUUUUUAAAAUUAAAAAUCUAUAACUUAAAAAUUACAUCAUAGCACUGUUAAAGGCAUUAGCUGAAGUUGUCUACUUAUUGUUUUAACGCAGCUUUAAAUGACAAAAUCCCAGUAGAAUUUAACCUUAAAGGAAAGUGGAACAUGUGAAUAUAUUCCCUAUCCCCAGUUCUGAUUUACAGUGCUGCGCUUGCAUUUUAUUCUUUUACUUAUUGUUAUUUCUUGUUUUUUAUAGUUACUGUAUAAACUUUAAAUAGACUGAUCACAGUUUUUUGACCCAUACUGUGGUUUUUAUCAAGUUCAAAUCCCCCCUACCCCCCUACCCCCC